AUGGCGGAGCCGCCGAUCCCAGUGCAUGGUACCGCUGUGACUGCAGCCACCGUCUCGGAAAAAGAACCCUUCGGCAAGCUGCAGUCUCUCUCCGGGGACCCACCGGGUUCUCUGUCCGCCAAAAAGGUCCGGACUGAGGAGAAGAAGGCACCGCGGAGAGUGAACGGGGAAGGGGGCAGCGGUGGGAACAGCAGGCAGCUGCAGCCGCCGGCGGCGGUCCCUUCGCCUCAGAGCUAUGGCAGCCCCGCGGCUUGGAGCUUCGCCGCUCUGACUGCUGCCCCCUCCUCGUCUUCCUCUGCCCGGAGCAGCGUCUCUUUCUCCGCUGGCUCGGCCGCCCCCUCCUCAGCCUCCGCUUCCUCGUCUCAGCCGCUGCCGCGCAAACUGCUGGUCCCUCCUACGCUGCUGCACGCUCAGCCUCACCAUCUCCUGCUGGCGCCCUCCGCCUCCGCGGCCGGCGCCAAGCCGCGCAGACCCAAGGAGAAGCGGGAGAAGGAGAGGCGGCGGCACGCGCUCGGCGCGGCGGGCGAGGCCGUCGGGCAUAACCUUGAUAUAGUGUAUAUAGAUAAAAUCAAAGAACGAGACAAAGAAAAAGAGAGAGAAAAAAAGAAGCAUAAAGUAAUGAAUGAGAUCAAGAAAGAGAAUGGAGAAGUAAAGGUUUUACUGAAAAGUGGGAAGGAGAAACCAAAAAUUAACAUAGAAGAUUUACAGAUUAAGAAGGUGAAGAAGAAAAAGAAAAAGAAACACAAAGAGAAUGAAAAACGGAAGCGUCCAAAAAUGUAUAGCAAAUCUAUUCAAACCAUCUGCUCAGGAUUGCUAUCUGAUGUUGAAGAUCAAGAAGCCAAAGGGAUUCUAAGUGAUAGCAUAAAAGAUUACAUUGGAAAGAAUUUGGAUACCAAGAACUAUGAUUCCAAAAUUCCAGACAACAGUGAGUUACCAUUUGUCUCAUUAAAGGAGCCACGGGUUCAGAAAAACCUCAGAAGGUUGGACACUUUGGAAUUCAAAGAGCUCAUUCAUAUUGAGCACCAGCCUAAUGGAGGUGCGUCAGUUAUUCAUGCCUACAGUAAUGAACUCUCCCACUUGUCUCCUGUGGAGAUGGAGAGGUUUGCCGAAGAGUUUGUGGGACUGGUGUUCAGUGAAAAUGAAAACUCUGCAGCUUUCUAUGUCAUGGGUAUUGUUCAUGGGGCAGCUACUUAUUUACCUGACUUUUUAGACUACUUUUCAUUCAAUUUUCCCAAUUCACCAGUGAAAAUGGAGAUAUUGGGAAAGAAGGAUAUAGAGACAACGACUAUGUCUAAUUUUCAUGCUCAGGUCAAAAGAACAUAUUCUCACGGUACUUAUAGAGCUGGCCCAAUGCGACAGAUCAGCUUGGUGGGAGCAGUUGAUGAAGAAGUAGGAGAUUACUUCCCUGAGUUUCUUGACAUGUUGGAAGAUUCACCAUUUUUAAAAUGUACACUGCCAUGGGGAACCCUGUCAAGCCUAAAAUUAGAGAGUCGAAAAGACAGUGAUGAUGGUCCCAUCAUGUGGGUACGUCCUGGAGAACAAAUGAUCCCUGUGGCUGAUAUGCCAAAGUCUCCUUUCAAAAGGAAAAGAACUACCAAUGAAAUAAAAAAUCUGCAGUACCUACCUCGAACCAGUGAGCCCCGUGAGAUGCUCUUUGAAGACAGGACAAGAGCCCAUGCAGACCAUAUAGGACAAGGUUUUGAACGACAGACCACAGCUGCUGUUGGAGUGCUAAAGGCUGUUCACUGUGGAGAGUGGCCUGAUCAACCCCGAAUAACCAAAGAUGUAAUUUGUUUUCACGCGGAUGAUUUCUUAGAAGUAGUUCAACGAAUGCAAUUAGAUUUACAUGAACCUCCACUAUCCCAGUGUGUUCAAUGGGUUGAUGAUGCAAAACUUAAUCAGCUAAGAAGAGAAGGCAUCCGCUAUGCGAGGAUUCAGCUGUAUGAUAAUGACAUCUAUUUUAUUCCGAGGAAUGUUGUGCACCAGUUCAAAACAGUUUCAGCUGUAUGUAGCCUAGCAUGGCAUGUUCGUCUUAAGUUAUAUCACUCCAAGGAUGAAAAUUCUCAGAAUUCAGCCACUUGUGAAACUAACACAUCGUCCAACCCUACAUCCUCAGCUAUUGAAUCUCACACUGACAUGGUUUGUGCUGUAAGCAAAACCUCAGAGUCUGUUUUUUCAGACAAACUUCAUCCUAAAUAUGAAUUGCAGAAAAUGAAACAUGAACCUGUUUUAUCUGUAAGAAUCAAGGAAGAACCCAUGAAUAUUAAUGUUUCUGAAAAGACUAGAACAUCCAGUAAUGUGGAUGGCAAGAAUGUUAAAGCAAAAUUAGAUCAUGUUCAAUUUACAGAAUUUAAAACUGAGGUGGACUCUAAAUUUGAAAAUAGAAACAAAGAUUUAAAGGAAGAAUUAUGUGCUACAAGUCAUGUAAGUCUGAUUGAUACAAGGCAACAGAGUUUGGCACAUUCAAGUCAAGAUAGAAAAGAUGAUGACAUUUUGUGCUAAGUUUGUACAUACCACUUAAUAUUUUUUUUAAAAAAAGAUUUAAUAAUGUAAUAAAGAUUCAUGGAUUCUAAAAGCAAGCCAUGGACUUGCUCCCAAGUCUGUUACAAAAUAUAGUUUAUGUAGCUUUGUAACAUUCCUCAGUGCCUGUCCAUAACUGUGAAGUAUCCAAGCACUUAGGGCCAGAUGCACUGUAAACAUUGCAGGUUGAAACAUACAGUCUUUAGCUCAUUUGAGUUGUAAGUUUUAGUAUUGAGCUGACAUUAACAUAUAUAUAUAUAAAAUAUACAUAUAUAUAUUUUGUAAUAUGAGCCAGAAUUCUUUGACAAUUUAAGGCUUUUCCAUAGAGCUUAUUUAUACCAUUUUUUUAAAUGUGUCAGCACUGUAGUGUAAAUAGCUUUUAAAAAAAUCUUUUCAGUGUGAUUUAUUUUGAAAAGUGAACCACUUAAAGAUUCAUAACAAAUACUUUUUCUGUUGGGUCUGU
Messenger RNA from Elephantulus edwardii (Cape elephant shrew), 2983 nucleotides. It is a transcript of the gene RSBN1L, whose product is annotated as round spermatid basic protein 1-like. The record is from RefSeq and is a predicted model, not a curated record. NCBI's taxonomy places the organism in Eukaryota, Metazoa, Chordata, Mammalia, Macroscelidea, Macroscelididae. The transcript has 9 exons. Gene Ontology annotation, cellular component: nucleus. The coding region runs from base 1 to 2502 and encodes 833 amino acids.